Messenger RNA from Phalacrocorax carbo (great cormorant), 1545 nucleotides. Lineage: Eukaryota; Metazoa; Chordata; Aves; Suliformes; Phalacrocoracidae. The record is from RefSeq and is a predicted model, not a curated record.
UGGGUUUCUUUUUGCAUUUAAGCUGGAACAUGGUGGCUGUGGCAAUGCAUCUCUGUGUUUCCACCCCAAGCUUCAAUGCUGAGCAGGUUUACUGGGAGGUUUCUGCCAGCAAGCGGUGUCAUGUGGUGCUUGGGGGACUCUGGCUAACUUGGGGCAGGUGCUUCCUCUCCUGGGGUCUGCUGCUGCAGGGGCUGGACCAUCUGGCUCUGUGGCCCUGCAGGGGAAGAGCUGUGGCUGACCUGAAGACAGGUACACCUCCUGGGAAGCUCAGGCAGGGACUGCUCACUGACGGCUCCCGGCUGAGCUGAAGUGUGUGCCUGGGCUGGUGGACAGGAACGUGGGGAGGCCCUGGGGAGGCUGAGCAGGGACAGUGAUGGCAGCAAUGUGCAGUCAUGGACAGACAGAGAUGCUCUAAAUGGUUCAGUUCCUUAUGGAAAUGCCCAGGACACAAGCAAACCAUGUAAAACCACCAUCAGUUUUCAUGUGGCUCCUGUGCACUACGGUUUCUUUUCUCUUUUACAGCUCCUUGUCUGUGGCCAGCAGUUGUGCUGGGCUUGGCUAUAGGCUUUGGGAUACUGAGCAUCUCCCUAGCGAUUGCUUUGACUUGGAAGAUGAGUGACUCCCACUCACGCUGCCCUGAGCAGUGGAUAGCCUACAGAUGGAGCUGCUACACCUUCUCCAAGGAGAAGAAGGACUGGCACUCCAGCCAGAAAUCCUGCUGGGCACAGGGAGCUGAUCUCCUGGUGAUCAGCGAUACCAGUGAAAUGGACCUGUUCAAGAGUAUUCAAACAGGGUGUUUCUGGAUUGGACUGAGGAACAGCACAGGCUCUGGCUGGAUUUGGGAAGAUGGCUCUGUAUUCAGUGGCACCAAGGUCCUCUCUAACAGCCCAGUGCAACACUGUGUUGUCCUGAUGAAAGAUCACUUUCAGGCCUCCAGCUGUGAAUACUCUGCUCCAUGGAUCUGUGAGAAAUCUCUUAGAUGAACCCCACGUGCAUUUUCAUCUCAUAGCCAUCUCGUCAGUGGUACAAGUGGAUCAUUGUCCUACAAACCAAAGCUCUAUACAAGACCAAGGACUUGCCCUUUCCACAGCCUCACAAAGGUGUUUUGCAGGGACAGGUUUGCUGCCCAGGAGGGUGAUUUAUCCUCAGUAAUAGCUCAGUCCACAUCUGUUGGGUUACUGGUUUUUUUGUGACCACAUGAGACCUGGGACAUAUUCCCUGCCCUCCCUAGUCUUUCCGUGUUUGUCCUAUAAGGGCAAACAAAAAUUCUGUCACAACAAAUGCUGGGUCUUCAGAUCUUUGAGGGUAAGCUGGCCAUUUUCCUCCAUUCCUGAGCCUCAGAUUGCAUUUCCAUUCCCUGCGCCUCCAUUGUCUGGUGCCAGCAGGACCGGGAAAACGAAGCCCGCUGUUCACUGCCAGAAACAGAUCCCAGUGGCAGGCCCUCUUUUUGCAUCCCAGUGCUAUGGGUGAGGGAGAAGGGGGUGAGACGAGACUACAGCUUCUGUAAAUCCAGCAGUGAAAAUAAACCUCCAAUACUGCACUGGA